AUGAGGAUUAGUCGGCGAAAGCAGUUUAAGCGCGUGAUGCGCUUCUACUCCGUCGGCUUCGGCAUCAGGGAGCCUUUCAAGGUCCUUGUGGACGGAACCUUUCUAACCGCGGCGCUGAAGCACCGAAUCUCGCUCGCGGACAAGCUCCCUCUUCUUCUUGGCGGGCAGUGCUCCACAAUGGUGACGCCGUGCAUCGUGAGCGAGUUGCGGCAGCUGCCACGCGAGAAGAGCGCGGGCGCCAUUGCGGCAUGCAAGCGCUUUCGUCGCUUCAAGUGCGGACACGAGCUCGACGACGCGCGGAGCCACCUGGUGACUCUGCCGGAAAACGCGGAUCCCACCGAGUCGCAGGAGGAGGAGAAGGAGCCCAGCGGCGAGAAUGAGGCGGCGUGGGCGCACGCAGCCCCAGACGCCGAAGCCGGGGCCGCGCCGAGAGAGAAGUUCUCUCUCCAUCCCGCUCUUUCGGCCUUCCGCGCGCGACAGGAAGAAGAGCGACUCGGCACGGGCUUCGCAAAGAAGCGCCGCCACGCGCCUGCCGGGGGCCCCGCGGCGGCCUCCGCCGCCGCCGAGGCUGAGUCUGUAGAGCGCGACGAAGCGACGUCGGGAUCCGUUUUCUGCGCAGAUGCCUUCCGCUGCGUCUGCCGUGUGAUUGGGCACAAAAACCCUUCCAAGCUCUGCGUGGCUACGCAGGACAAACGCCUUCGAGAAAGACUGAGGCAGAUUCCGGGCGUGCCGCUGAUCUUCAUUUACAAGGGAGGCAUUCUGCAACUGGAGCCGCCGACCUCGAAGACGCGCGAGACGCACAAGCAAGAGGAGAAGAAAAAACUCAAGAUGGGGAAAGCCGAGCGCCGGCUCUUCCACGAGACACGGCGGAAAGUGAAGGCGCAGAACGCCCUCGCAGGCGGCGCCAAGCCGGGAGCCCCCGGCGGGAUGGCCGCGGUCUCGACAGAGAAGAAAAAGAAGCAGGGACGGAAGGGCGUGAAUCCGCUCUCGUGCAAGAAGGCGCAGAAGACUGUCACCGUUCCGCCUAAGACCGCCACGAAAAAACGAACGCGAUCCAGGAGAAAGAAGAGCGCCGCGUCCGGCGCAGAAAGAUCGGCCGCGUCGUCGUGA
Molecule: messenger RNA, 1110 nt
Organism: Besnoitia besnoiti
Lineage: Eukaryota; Apicomplexa; Conoidasida; Eucoccidiorida; Sarcocystidae
Exons: 7
Coding region: 1-1110 (369 amino acids)
Cellular component (GO): nucleolus; small-subunit processome
Molecular function (GO): small ribosomal subunit rRNA binding
Source: RefSeq, a predicted model, not a curated record